UCCUUUCAAUUGAAAUUUCCUAUAUUUAUGUUGCAUUCAGGCGAACACCAAACACUGUAUGAAGUGCGUGUGUGUGCGUGAGCACAACACCCAAUGCUUGUCUAUGUCUCCCCGAAUGUGCCUGUUGGUGUUUUCUGUUAUUGCACUGUUGUUGGUCUGCCAUUUGCCAUACGCGUUUGUUUUUGUUUGAGCAAUCAAGUCUCUCAGACAGUAUUAUGCUCUCUCUCUCGCUCGGCAAGUGAAUUUUCCUCAACGAAAUUGGAUUGGUGUUUUAGUCUCCUUGAACGUGUCUGACUGUAAAAAUGUUUUGUGAAAAUAAUGCGGUGUCAAACGUCUUAGUCGCGUGUUUUGUUACUUCGUGAAUUUUCAUUUCAUUUUAAGUUUUCUUUAUUAGUUUUUCAUUUUUGCACAAGUGUUUUCAAUCGCACAAUAAUUUUCAAUAAUUGUUUUGGAAAAGAAGCAAGUGUUCUGAUAUGAAAAUACAAUAAAUAGUGUAAUCAUCAUCCCUUCAUAAAACAGAGAGAGGGGUUCGUUCUUUCGUCUGAUUAGUGGCCGUGAAUGGAAAACGAUUUUGCCGUCGUAGUCAAUUUUCUUGCUUCUUCGCCAUUGUGUUUCGUCGUUCUUAUGCGUUUUGUUCGGGGAAUACAUAUAUAUUGUGAAUCAAAUAAAACUACGGAGAAUAUUUAAGAAAAAUAAAAAAAUGAAAAUUAUUAAAUUGGAAAUAAAAGUAUAAAAUGCGAAUGGCGUGUUAUUAAAAAAAGAAAAUCAGAAAAAUUAUAUGAUAACAAAAAAGGAGACAAUAUUGGCGUGAUAAUUUUUAUAAAAAUUUAAAAAAAAAAACAUAUUUAUAAAAUGUUAAAAAUCCCCCAUUUGUUUUAAAUGUUGCAACGAAAUCUAAACCAGAAGCUCUGCUUUAGAUAAAGCCAUUUGUUAAUGAGAACAGCAAAGAGUCACCACUCAGUAUGAGAUAGAGAGAGAGAUUGAGGUUGAGAGAGUAUAAUAAAGUGUUAUAUGAUACGGCAUUCAUUACCAAUCCAAACAAAUGUAUUGAAAACACAAAGUGUACUAGAGAAAAAAAAAAAAACAAUAAAAAUACACAAUAUUGAAAGACUGAAAAAAAUUCAAUUUUAAAAAUAAACAACAACAAAAAAGAAAGAACAAACAAAUUCCAAAACCAAAAAUAACCCAUUCUCCCGCAACAAAGAAAAAAGUGCAUAGCAACCAAACCAAAUAAAGUCUUCCCCCAAACAAUUAUUACCAAAAAAAAAAAACUUAAUAAAAAUAAAACAACACAAAGCUUUGCAUGGGUCCAUCACAGAAAACCCUCGAGAAAAACAAAAAAAAAAAACAUAAAUAAAAAAUCCAGAAUUUUUGAUUCUGAAAAUAAAACGCACAAGAGAACAACAAAAAAACUGUGAAAAAUACCAAUCAACAUUGAUGCAAAGUGAGCUGCAACAUUUUCUUCGCUUGGAAACAUUAUUGCCAGCAACAUGUUGACAUAGAACUGCAAAUGUAUUUUAACUCCCAGCUUUUAACUACGUUAACAUAAGGAGAGAAAGAGAACAAUAGUUAUCUCACAACAUCCGAGGAGAGAGGGAGAGAGCCUAAUUCCUCAAAACUAAAUGUUGUUAAUAAUUUUGGCAUUUCUCAUGAAAAUCAGUGACAUUUCCAAAAUGCACGGCAAACGAUUUAUGUUAAACAAUGCCAACGGCAACCACAACAACAGCAAUCACAACAAUUCAAAUACCAAUACCAACAACGGCAACAUGUCGCACAAACACAAAUGGCAACACAUUGUUGCCGGUGGCAAAACCUCAACAAAUCACAACAACAACAAUUCAAACUCCAGUAGUACCAGCAGUGGUUGUGACAGUGCCGCCUCCUCACAAUCGACCAAUUCCUCUUCCAAAGAGAACAACUAUCAUCACCAACAACACCAGGAACAUUUACAAAAUGUCUCCUUGACACCUCAGCAAUUGCAAAAAUUGCGUUACUAUCAUCAGCUGCAGCAGCAACAAUUGCAGCUGUUGCAACAACAAUUGAUACAACGGAAACGUUUGCAACAACAACUGCGCGAACAAGGAGUUGAAAUAUCCUCCAAAGCCUCGGGGAAAACAACCACCCCAGCCUUGACUUGCAACCAACAAUAUUUGCGACAAAUGCGUCAGCAACAACAAAUUUAUCAGGUUAUGAGACCUGAACAACACCAACAGCAACGUUUUCAAAAACCCCAACAACUGGACAACUAUAUGUUCCACAAUAAAAAUAUCAAUGAUAUUUUAAAUAAUAAUAACAACAACAUUACAACCAAUGAUUAUUAUCUACAACAACAACAACAAAUGCAACAAUUAAAUGAUGGCCAACAGCAACCUAAUGCCAUGCAUUUUAAAGGACAAAAAUCCAAUCGUGGCAUGACAGAAUUCUCCACAAACAACGACAUCAACAAUAAAUCUCAUCAUCUAUCAUCUCAGCCGCUUCAAAAUUCACCACGCCAUCAUCAUUAUCUAGCCAACAAUCAUACAACUAAUUUCACCACACCACAGCAACAACAUCAUCAUCCAAAUAACACACACAACACCACAUUCAAUGCACAAUUUAACAAACAAUUCACACAAACAUUAAAACAACAGCUCAUCAAUAACUGUAAAAAUAAUCAAAUCACCACCACCCCAUCAGCGACAAACGCAACGAACGUGACGACGACGACGAUAAAUUCUUCUGCAAAUAUCAACAAUAAAUUUAAUGACGUGCUUCGCUCACCCUCAUCGAACGGCUCAUCAGUAACACAUUCCCCCACGCAUUACCGCAAGCCAUUUAAUUCACCACAAAAUUCACCCUUUACCGGCGGCAUCACCUGUGGCCAGCAACAUCUCUUGCAACAGCGCCGUAAAUUGCCCUUCCUAACGCACACCCAGUAUCAGCAACAUUUGAAUGAUCUACUCUCGCAGCAGCAACAUUUGCAACAGCAGCAACAACAAUUGUUGCUAGGCAAGGACGCCAGCGCCAGUGCCACCGAUGACGAGCUCAGCGAAGAGAGUUUGAAACAAAAUGUGGCCAUUGUUCUGAGCAAUUUGGAUCGUUACAACAACGCUCUGCGUAGCAUUAUUUUGAAUGAGCAGGUCAACACGAACACUGCUAGUUCUUCGGUAUUUUAUGACGAGUCAGAUUUGAAUUUUCUCAACUGUGGUAACAACAAUCAACAGCUAUCGAACAAUAUGGCAACGGCAAUAACACCGGAAUCGGACUACAACAGCAAUGCCACAACGCCGGGCUCGCGCAGCAACAACAUGCUGCCGCCCUACGACUCGUCGGCGUCCAGCAACAUGUUGCCCAAUCAGGCCCAACAACAAUUGGUAGGUUAUACGCAUAACAACGUUAGUAGUGGUAUAAACAAUGCUUGUAGUGGUGGUGGUGUUGGUGUCGGGGUCGGUAAUGCUUAUAUGGGCAACAAUUUAACUUGUUCGUUGGCUUCGUCCCACGAUUUUACUCAUGAUAAUUCUGAUUACCAGUGGUUCUUGGACUACGGCUACAGAGAUGGCUGUGGUGGCAUGCAACGCAGUGUGCUCUCCUCGCUGUCGGCCUCGUACAACGGUUUGGGUGAUCUCAUCUAUGAAGAUUUGGCCAAGAAUCUGGAUGCCAAUCUGGCCGAAGUGGACAUGGAGAGUUUUCGGGCCGAGGACAUACACUCCUUGCUCUCACAAUUGCCCUCGUAUUGUAAGAGUCUAGGCGGUAAUCGUUUGCAGCAAUCACUGCUGAUGCAACAGCAACAGCAGCAGCAUCAACAACAUCACUUUAUGUCAUCACAAAAUAUGACAGCACAACAAAUGCAACAACAAAUGGCUGCAGCUCAAACCAUGUCACAGACAUCAACAACAUCCACAAAUGAUUUGAUUGAUAAUUCAUUUUGUAAAUCGGAAUUGUUAUUUUCACCCGUCAAAGAAUCGCACAUAUCGGUGGAUUCUCUCGACAUGGAUGGCUAUCCGGAUGAUGGUGAUAUAAUACUGACAUGUAAGGCAAAUAAGGAUAACUAUACCAUAGCGUUUGAGGGUAGUGUCCUCUAUUCGGAUGAAAGUUUUUAUGAACCCAAUGAAAUCGCCAUGAAGAACAAACAGAACUGCAUUAAUUUGCAUAGCAAUCUGGAUGAUAUUGUCAAGCGUAAAUCUCUGGAAGUCUCUAUGUCAAGGUCAGAACAGCCACAGCCCUGUAAUAUGCGCAACAAAUUGCAAAAGUCACAUACAACACAAUUGCAAAGUCUAUAUGCUUUACUUUCUUCUCCUGCGCAUAGAUAUCCAUCGGGCAACAAUAACAAUGCUCCCGAUGCCAUUAUCAUAAGUCGACCGGCUCUACAGCAGCUGACCAAUGCCAUUAGCGGUGUACGCAAGAGCAGUAGUUUGCCCAAUUUACGUGACGACAGUCAAGAGGUAAUGAUUUUGAGUCAAACUCAGAUACAUCCUCUACAGCAUCAGCAGCAGCUGGAAGUAAAACAACCAUUGAAUGUCUCACAGGCGAUCAGUACCUCCAAUAUGGAGGCAAAUUUGAAAUGUCGCAAUUUAUUGCCCAUGUGCCAGAUACCCAUUACAGCCAAUUCCACAGCAGCGUCCAUUGAUGAGCGGUUAAAUGAUUUAGCGCAACAGCAGCAGCAGCUGCAGCAACAGUCCAGUGGUUCGCACCAUCAUCAUCAUCAUCAGCAGCAGAAACACAAUAAACAUAGGUGUUGUUGUGGUGGUGGCAGCAGCCACAGCAGUGGUGCCGGUACCAGCCAUCACUCAACCUCCAUGGCCAGUAACAAUGGUUCUGCCACCCUAACGUCGCAUCACUCGAACAAGGCUCACAUUUCAGGUUCUACUUCGUCGGGUUCCUCGAACCCGCCAGCAUUCAAUCUAGUCAAAUUGUUUAUCAAACAGAAAAGCACAAAUUGUUCUUUGGAAGAUCAACCAAGUGCUCACACCUGCAUGGAUGUGUCCUCGGGCUGUUGGCCAUCCAGUGAUGCGGCCAACUCAAGCACAAGUUCUUCGCUGGAGCAGCGUUUGCGCAAGAAGAGCAUGAAUGACUCGGGUAAGGGAUCUGCCCUUAGUAGACAUGACGAGGAGGAGGUGGCCGAUGCCUCGGCUUUAACAUUCCAAAUGGAUGCCUCAUCGUCUACACCCAAAAAACAGCAGCAGCAACAACAACAGCGCCGCUCUUCACUGUUCUACGAUGAGGAGCCCAGCUCCAGUUCAACGGGUUCAUUGACGGCCACAAACUCACCAGCACACCGCAGACGUAGCAUGCCUCUGCGCAAUCCCGCUCUAAACCACUUGGCCACUCAACAUCACAAUUCCGGCAACAACAACAACUCCACUGCUAGUCUCCUAUCAUCGGAUAAUACCUCGGAACAAAUGACCCAAAUCCAUUUGUCAUCGGGUCAAGAAGCCUCAUCCUCAUCAGCCUCAUCAUCUGCCAAAGCUGAGCGCAACAAACAGCGCCGAAGUCGCGAUGCCUCCCGGCCCAUAUCGAAUGCAUCCAGCUCGGAAAUGAUAACCCGUUCCAUGCAAACCUCCUGCGGCAGUCUAAGUACACGUAGCAGCUUAAGUGAUCGUUUCCGUUGUGUGCCACCUUCAUUUUUGGAAAAACUCAAUAAUCUGGGUGAGGAGAGACAGGCGCCCAUCUAUGUGAUCUAUCCGAAUUAUGCUCUGCCCGAUUUGGGUUUCGUCAAGACCUCAGCCACACCGGAUGUCAUUUUCUCACCCUUCAACUACAAGAACUCCAUUGGCAGCGCCUCAUCGUCAUGUGCUUCCCUGAAGAAACGUUUCAGCCUCAUGGCUGGCAGUGAUGAAGAUGAAAUACUCAAGACAAUGGACUACAAGCACAUACAAGACUGGCAUUCGUUGGUCACCCUGUUGCCGGGUGAUUACAGGCGUAGACUAAAACACAUUCCACAAGUUGACGGAAUUCUCAGCCAGUUGGAGGCUGAAUUGGCCCAGAAACCAUUGUUCUGUCUAACUCCGCCCGUCAGACGCAAUAGACCCCACAUUUGCGAUUGCAAUCAAUACUUCCAGCAGCGUGACCAGCAACAAAACACUGGCCACCAGGCCGAGGCAACAGCUGCUGGUGCUUCGUCCAGUUCUGGUUCUAGUCAACAACCCUCGUCGGGCUAUCGUGGUUCUUCGACCAUGCUCACCGAUUCAGAAUUCGAUGCCAGUUCGGGUAGUGGCGAUAAUCAUCUGAAACAAAUGUAUGUCUAUCAAUAUGAACAGCAACGCAUGGAUUCGGGUGUAGAAAUGAGUCCAAAGGUGCAAUCAACGCCCGUGCCAAUGCCCAGAGGCAUUUUGCGCAAGAGCUCUUCGGCGGUGAGAAAUAAACGUAAUUCUAUGAUAGAGCAAGACAGCAAACAGGCCAAGUUGGAGAAGAGACGUUCUCUGCAAGAACCACCCCAUCAUUAUCACAUUGGUUCUGCCGAGGAAUUGGCGGAAGUUUUCGAGGAAGAACCAGCCGGUUGUGAACUCUACGCCAGUCCUCAGCCGCGCAGUGAACGUUUGUCACGCAAAGAUCUGGAUGCCCGUGUGCGGGCUGAGAAUUUCCUCUCAUCCUUGCCACGCAAUGAGCUUAAGUAUUAUGCCGAGAUUGCAGCAAUAUUAGAGUCUUCCGAACCAGAAAUUCAAUAUGAUGCAGCUGCCUUAAAGAAGGAGGUGUCGAGGGCAUUGAGUCAACAAAAGAAGGUCUCAUUCAACGAUAAGGAGGCCCAAGAGCAGAAUGCCGCCAAUGUAAUGCAAAUGCAGCCACCAGAGGCAAGACAAAGGUUUUCAACCCCACCCAAUUCACCGAAUAUUUCAAUGGCCACAACUGGUGGUGCACCACAAAAUCCGGCCGCAUUACGUUUGCAAAAUAACGCAGCCACAACAACUCAAACAACUGUUGCUGCAGCUCCACGUCGCUGCUCACAACGUGAUGAGCAGGAAAAACGUAAAUCGGAAAGUAAUCGCUUUAAACGUCUCCAGAUACAAUGGGAACUGAUUAGCAAGGAUUCGAGUAUGCUCAAAGAAUUGGCCAAUGCGGAACAAACAAAGAGUGGCGGUUCAACGCCCACAUCAGCUCAGGCGGCAGCCAAUGCCGCUGCUGCUGCGGCAACAGCAGCCACAAAAUCACGUAUACCUCGUCCUGUGAGCUAUCCAGCUGGAAAAAGAACUGAUAUGUAUAAUCAUCAUACAACAAUGACUGAUAAUAAUACAACAACAACUACUCCUCCUACAACAACAACAAUUCAUAAAAAUGUCACUGUAAAUACUAAAAUACCUAAACCUCCACGUAUUUCUCCACAAAUUGCUAGAAUAACAAAUCAAGCGGAUGCCACCAAGACAACACGUUCACCAUCACGUCUACAGCCACCGAAACGUUAUAGCAUGACAGCGACACCACCAUCGUCAACAAGUGCUGCUGCAGCAACGCUGUCAUCACCAUUAACACCAACAACGCCCGGUGGCGGCGGUUCAGCGUCCAGGGCCCGUACCCCCAACUCAAGGGUAGCUGUGACGGCUCCAAAUACUCCCAAGAAAAGAGUGCAAUCACCAAGAACUAUUCCCCGAGUGCGAUAAAUCUAAAAGAUGAUGUAUGAAGAAGUAACAUGGAAAAGCCUAUAUGAAAACACAUCCCCCUCCUGUGUUGUAAUAUUUAUUUUCCAGUUUACUACGAUAUCAAGCCUCAGCCUAGCACGAGUUUAUAGAUUAGACAAAUAUUUAAAACAAAACAAAACAAAAAGUAACAAAACAAAAUGAUAGUCUAUAAAACAAACUCAACUCUAUGAAAAAAACAAAAUGCUUAUAGACACAAAAGACAACAAGUAAUAAGUAUUAAAAACAAAAAGUUAAACAAAAGAUGGAAAUGGAAUGCUGUACGAAAAAGAAAAUGAAAAGAAAUCCAAAAAUUGGAAACCUAGAAUAAAAAAGCCACCAGAAAAACAAAACAAACACAUAUUUAUAGGCUGCAAUGAGACGACAUUCAUGGUAUACACAAAAGAACAGCAACAACAACAAUAAGAAAAUAUUUUGCUAAUUUUAUUUUUAAAAUUAUGUAAAUUAGUUGAAGAGAAAAACUCCUCCAUAACGCUAUACAAUUCUUUUUUUAGAAUAGUUUAGUAACUGGAACAACAAACCAAACAAAAAAAAAAAAAAAAGAAUUGCAAAAUAUUUUUUCUAAAACAAUUUUUGAUUUUUCUAGAAAAUCAAUUCUUUUUCUACACAACAACCAAUCAAGAACAAUACAACAACAACAACACCAGUGAUAAUCUAAUGACAAAACCAAUUUUUAUUUGAUGGAACCACAUAGACCCAAAACCCAUUUGAGGUAGCUAAAGGCACAGCAAGAUGAUGGGGAAUAGUUUUUGGAAAAAACAACAAUGUGAAAAAAGACUUUGUAUGGUAUUUGAAGAGAGCACGAGAGAGAGCGAGUGGAAAUAGAAAACAACCUGGAUACUAGCCGUUUAGGAAAUGAAAUUUAAUUGUGUAUUUAUAUAUUUUUAUUUUUUAAAAAUUAAGAACAACUCCUAACCUAAAAAUCCUCAAAAAGGAGAAAAAAUAUCACCCUCCCUCCUCUCCCUACUUUAUCAUAAUACAUACAAUACAAAACAACCCUCACUUAUAUAUCUAUAUAUUAUAAUGAGAGAGUAAACAUAAAAUCCAAGAAAAGCUUUGUAAAUGUUUUUUGUUGCAAUAUAUAUAUUAAAAGAAAAGAAAAAAAUAAGAAUGAAAAGAAAAUCGACAUUUAAACAAUAUAAGAAGAAAAAAAAAAAGGAAGAAGAUUUAAUAUAUAAAAACAAAUCAUACUAUAUAUAUAUUUAGCAUAUAUUUGUAAAAUAUUUUCUAUAUAAACAAAGUCCACCAUUGCCCCCCCACAACAUACACACAAACACUCUAAACUCCCCAGAAAACAAAAAAAAAGGGAACUGAAAUUCCCUUUUGUAAAACAAAAGUAAAAACACAUAAAGCUCAAGUCAUUCAUUUAAUAAGUAAAGCAAAGAGUUAGAGUAAAGCAAAGAGAAGAAACAAUCUCUCAAAUCAAGCAAAACUGAGUAUGCAAAGUAAAAUACUGAAAAACAAGCAAGUUGAUAUUACAAAAAAAUGAAAAUUAUCAGAAAAAAAAGAAAAGUGUCAUGGAAAUGUAUCAAAUGAUUGGAAGGCCUUUUUCUUUCUCCAUUACGUUUUGGUUGUUAUUUUUUGUUGUUUUAAAGAUUUCAAACAAUUAUCGUUAAGACAAUAUGAUGGUUUAUACAAAUUUUGUAAAUACUUUUCUAUAUCCACUUUGGGUGUUCUAUGAAGGGGAAAACGUUAGGAGACACUAACUGCUUAGGAGGAUAUAUUGGGAUUUUAUUUUGGAAAGUGAUUUUAUAAAUGAAGCAAAAGAUUGGUUUGGUUUAGGGAUGUCCAGCUCCAUGAAUUCGGCAACUGUUUCACAUGGAGACAUUUGGUCCAUUGUGUUCAUCCAAGGAAGAAAUGAAAAUAUUGGGAAUAGGAGAGACGUAGAGGCGAGAAGGAGUGAAAAGAUCGAUCUAUAAAGAAAAGUGUUAUUAUUUUAGGAGAGUGUUUUGCCUAGCUAGGAAAUGGCUUAGAGAAAUUUGUAAAUGAUGAUGGGAUCUAUGUCUUAAAAGACCAUUAGCCUUUUGUGGGAUAACAUGGAACAUGUGCGAUCAUCUCUACCUUUUCUUUAUCUUCACAUAGUCUACAGUAGCUAGGAACAAUAUUGUCAUAUCUUGAGGUCAAAUAUCUGAUACUGCAGUGACUAGUCAGUAUGUCCACCACGAUUCUGAGAUCAGAACUACUAAUUGAUAGAAGGGAACUUGUUCUUCUCCUCGAGAUUACUGGCCAGAUGGCCUUUGAUGCCUUGCAACCGGUUUCCAAGUACCAUCUUCUACCAGCUUCUUUUAUGUGAUUUUUUGUGUUGAAGCCGCUAACUUAAUAGCUUAUUGGUGGUUUUACAGUCUAUUCAAUCGGUAUAUCAAGCGUCUGGAAUCCGUCUCGAACCCUGGAACCCAACAAAUCUUAAUGAGUCCACAUGAAAAGUUAGUGAGUCCUGUUUCAAGCAAUUUAAAAAAAAAAACGAUUGUUUCUCAAAAUUAAGACUAAUAUUCGAUAUUUUAAUCUUCCAGAAAAACUGAGUUAUAUUCCGACUUCUUGUCUGUAGAUAUAUAUUUCAGAAAUAACCCUUGAAACUAAUUGUGAUGUGCCCAAUUAAACAUCUGGGUUUUAUAGCAACUAUCAGAAACAGCAGGGAACUCCUUUGGUUAGUAAAUAUUAUAGAAGCAUCUAUAAAAAUGUUGGACUAUUUCCGAAAUUGUAAAAAUAAUGACUGGGUCAAAAUCUAGAGUAUACCCUGUCCACUUCGUAAAUUUUCCAAUAAGGACAGAAAUUGGAAAGUAAUCACAGAUCACAUAGCUUGUCCUUUUAUAAAUCCCAAUUGUUCAUUCAAAUUAACUUUUAUGGCAUCAAUUUUUUUCCUUAUCUCAAUUUUCACAUGCAAUACAAAAUGUAGUGGUCAUCAAGAACUUUCCACCUAUAAUCAGGGUUAUGUAACACGAACUAAAUAAGGAUUAUAUCCAAUAAAAGGUAUCAAGUUAGGAUUUCAAUGUCUCAAGGUUGCCAAUAUCACCCACAAUUGAAGAAAUGUUUUUAUUACAAAUAUCACAGGAACAUUAAGGUUUGUUAGUAUGACUUUUGGAAGGAUUUAUGAAAAUGUUGAAUUUUUUGUCCGAAAUUGGAACAAUAGUCAUUUUCCAUUAAGGUAUCCUAAAAGAGUUAUAACAAUCAAGAAUAGUACUGUACUCCUUUGGUUAGUGGGAAUUAUAAAAUGAUCUGUGACCUUUUAUUAAGGCACCUUUUAUGGUGUCAAUUUCAGAUUUUUCUUGAUCACAACUUCCAUAUGCUAUAAAACGUUUCGAGAAUUAUCGGAAUAUUUUUUAAGCAAGCAGUAUGUCAGCAGGGUAAUUUUACACAGACCAAAAAUGGAUUAUAUUCAAUAAUAGGCACCAAAUUACGUUUUUAAUGUUUUUAAUUUUUAAUGCAAUAUCCCAACCCAUGUGGCUAUGUUUUCUAAGAGUGGAGUAGAAUAAAGAAAAACAGGUUAGCAAUGCCUGCCAUCUCAGUUCUUUUCGAUUCCAUCCAUUUGUAUAUUUUGCAAUGCAUUAAAAUAACAACUUAGACAGAAAAUUGGAAAGAAUAAGGCCUUCAUAAAUCAAAAAUGAAAAGCAAAAACAACAUCCUACACCCAAAUAGUUAAACAAUUAAUGUACUUUUGUUUAUUAAGUACAAAUGUUUAAAUACAUUUUUUGGUUUUAAUUUGAAAAA
Musca domestica (house fly) is the source of this 11312-nucleotide messenger RNA. Its product is annotated as homeobox protein 5. NCBI's taxonomy places the organism in Eukaryota, Metazoa, Arthropoda, Insecta, Diptera, Muscidae. The coding region runs from base 1623 to 7571 and encodes 1982 amino acids. Gene Ontology annotation, cellular component: mediator complex. The record is from RefSeq and is a predicted model, not a curated record. Gene Ontology annotation, molecular function: transcription coactivator activity. Gene Ontology annotation, biological process: regulation of transcription by RNA polymerase II. The transcript has 7 exons.